AUGAUGAAAGUACUUCUUGUCUUCGUGUUAGUGGCGUUUUGUAAAGUGAACUCUUAUUGUCGAAGAAGUGUGACGACGGCUAGUGGACCCUUUGCGCCCAAAAAUAUAUGUUCAGGUGAUCUUAUAUUUGAAGAUAACUUCGACGAUUUGAAUUUAGAUAAAUGGAAACACGAAGAUACUUUAGCUGGAGGUGGAAACAACGAAUUUGAAUGGUAUACAAACAGCAGAAACAACAGCUAUACUUCAAAUGGAAUUUUACAUAUAAAACCAACUUUUGUAGCCGACGAACUAGGGGAACAAUUUUUACAAUCAGCUACCGUUGAUUUAGGGAACAAGUGUACUAAUCCACAUAAUUUUGGUUGUAAAAGAACAGGCUCACCAUCUGAAAUACUAAAUCCAGUAAAAAGUGCUCGUCUUAGAACAUUAGAUACCUUUUCAUUUAUAUAUGGCAAAGUUGAAGUUAGGGCUAAAGUUCCAACAGGAGAUUGGUUAUGGCCAGCAAUUUGGUUGCUACCUAAUAAAUGGAUAGAAAACGGAGAUUGGAUUUCAUCUGGAGAAAUAGAUAUUAUGGAAACAAGAGGAAACAAAGAACUGAUAAAACCUGAUGGACAAAAUAUUGGUACACCCUUAUUAAGUACUACUCUACAUUGGGGCGCAAAUGCACAAACCAAUCGCUAUGCUCAAACUCACUACGAAACAACCUUACCUGAAGGUUUUGAUCACGCAUAUCAUAAAUAUCAAGUGGAGUGGACACCCGAUUUUAUAAAAUUUUCUUUAGAUGAUAGAGAAAUUGGAAAAGUUGUACCACCUUCUGGCGGAUUCUGGGAACUUGGAAAUUUACAACAGACUGGAUUACCUAAUCUAUGGAAAGGAUCAAGCAAAAUGGCGCCUUUCGAUGCUGAAUUUCACUUAAUUCUUAAUUUGGCUGUUGGGGGAUACUUCUUUCCUGAUGAAGCUGAUAAUAGAUCAGGUAAAAAGCCGUGGUCUCAUACUUCUCCUUACCGUAUUGGUAUGACAGAUUUUUGGAGGAACAGGCAGCAGUGGAUGCCAACGUGGAAUUUGGGCACAGACGAUUCUCAUCUUAAAGUAGAUUACGUCAGAGUAUGGGCAAUAUAG
Molecule: messenger RNA, 1116 nt
Organism: Diabrotica balteata
Lineage: Eukaryota; Metazoa; Arthropoda; Insecta; Coleoptera; Chrysomelidae
Source: the annotation of a GenBank genome assembly